Molecule: messenger RNA, 804 nt
Organism: Fraxinus pennsylvanica
Lineage: Eukaryota; Viridiplantae; Streptophyta; Magnoliopsida; Lamiales; Oleaceae
Source: the annotation of a GenBank genome assembly
AUGGAAAAAGUAUCUGGUUUUAGUAGAGUUGAUGAGCAGUUUGAAUUACCCCCUGGAUUUCGAUUUCAUCCAACAGAUGAAGAGCUUAUAACUCAUUAUUUAUCUCCUAAGGUAUUUGACAGCAGUUUCAGUGCAAGAGCUAUUGGAGAAGUGGACUUAAACAAGGUUGAACCUUGGGAUUUGCCACGGAGGGCAAAAAUGGGUGAAAAGGAGUGGUAUUUCUACUGCAUAAGAGACAUGAAGUACCCUACAGGUUUAAGGACAAACAGAGCUACAGAGGCUGGAUAUUGGAAGGCAACAGGGAAAGAUAGGGAAAUUUUUAGCUCGAAAAUUCUUGUGGGAAUGAGAAAAACUUUGGUUUUUUACAGAGGAAGGGCUCCUAGAGGGGAAAAAACUGAUUGGGUCAUGCAUGAAUACAGAUUAGAGGGCAAAUAUUCUAUGCAUAAUCUCCCCAAAACUGCUAAGAAUGAAUGGGUUAUUUCCAGGAUUUUCAAGAAGAGUUCAGAAGGGAAAAAAGAAAAUGUACCAGGGCAAAUCAGGAACAGAAAUUAUGUUGCCAAUUCACUGCAGUCUGAUUUGCCUCCAUUACCUUCAUCUUCUUGUAAAAAGUCUGAUACACCCCUUGCUACGAGAUCCGCAGAAGUUUCCACUCCAAAUUCAGUCGUUUUCGCCCAAAUGAUGCCCUUUAUCCAAAAUAUACAAGAUUGCUCCACCUAUGAAGUAGGAUUGGAAUCUUAUGAGGAUCAAGAAUUUCCAAUUAUUUCAGCCGGAAAUGUGGACCUUGAUUGUCUCUGGAAUUGUUAA